GGUUAGUUUCUGCAUACGCAUACGAUUCGGUGAUAAAUAAAUCAACAAUUGUGUGCGUUCGGGGGUGUUUUCUGAAUUUCGUCGGACGUGCACCACCCCCAAGAUGAUCAAGACAAACGGCAAAGCGGACGAUCCAGAGGAGAUCACCAUGACGCCGCAGGAGUUGCAACUUCUCUCAGAGCUUGAUAGUCGGCAGUGUGGAUAUCUCUUGCUCAAUAAUCCAGACAAUGCUAAGAAGAAAACAUUAGUGUUGAAAGCAGUGAAAUAUUUGCAACUAAUGGUCAUCCAGGCAAGAAAACAGCAAAAAGCUCAAGAUACUGAUGUGUCAAACACAAAAAACACUAAAAGCAUCAGUAUAGAUCCAAAAACAUGGGUAAAACUGGGCCAUUUUCAUUUGUUGUUGGAAGAACACCGAAAAGCAUUGUCUGCAUAUCAAAUGUUCUACACUGCACAAGCUGAGAAUCACUGGAAGGACACGGCAUUCCUGUAUGGACUAGGAUUAGUGUAUUACUACUUCAAUGCAUACCAAUGGGCUGUUAAAGUAUUCCAACAGUUGUUGUACGUCUCGCCGAAUUUCCAGCGCGCCAACGAGGUCCACCUGCGCCUGGGGUUGAUCUUCAAGGUCACGCAGGAUUAUCAGUCGUCGUUGAAGCAUCUGCAACUGGCGUUGGCCGAUAAUAAUCCUUGUACGACUGAGAAGGAUAAAAUUAGAUUCCACAUCGCGCACUUGUUCGAAGUGCAAGGGAAAGUGAAGAUCGCCAAGGAGAAGUAUGAGCUGCUGCUGCGAGAGAAGUCGCUGAGUAAUCCGCUGCGAGCUGACAUUUUCCGCCAAUUAGGAUGGUUGUAUCAUUGUUAUGACAUUCUCGGCGAGAAACAUCAGCGUAUACCGUCGGCAAUCAGUUGUUUGCAGCAAGCAAUAGCCGCUGAUCCUUGCUCAGGACAAACGCUUUAUUUGUUGGGGCGUUGUUACGCUUCGAUUGGCAAAGUGCACGACGCUUUCAUCGCGUAUCGCAAUAGUGUGGAGAAGUCGGAGGGGAAUGCGGAUACUUGGUGCUCUAUAGGAGUGCUCUAUCAACAGCAGAGUCAGCCUAUGGACGCACUGCAGGCGUACAUAUGCGCCGUCCAAUUAGAUAAGUGUCACUCCGCGGCGUGGGCCAACUUGGGCAUCCUCUACGAAAGCUGCGGGCAGGCGCGCGACGCGUACGCCUGCUACCUGAACUCGAAUCGCGGUUCGAACAACCGCGGCACCGUCGAAGAGAACCUCGCCUCGAAAGCGCCCAAGACGGCGCUGCCCGCCAUUGGCAUGAAUCCCCAUCUCACGCAACGCAUCAACUUCCUCCAGACGCACCUCUCCAGCGGUCCGAUGCCGAGCAUCACCAACUCGAGACGACAGUUGUUGUCCAUCGAAGAGGCGUGGAAUCUCCCCAUUUCCGCUGAGAUGUCAUCCCGCCAACAACAACAGACCGCUGGUGCGGGCAACAACCGCAACGCGAAUUCACAAUCCUUUCAAAAGAACUACAACCCUCCUGGUGGUGGUAAUGGCGCUGCUGUAGGUGCUGCAGGUGCUCCCCAAGGUCCACCACCACCUUACCCAUCACCAGCCGCAUGUCCCACGAAGAGAUUCAAGCCAGAAACACCCGAAAAGUCAUCACCACCAACAACCACUCCGUCCUUUUACCUCAAUCCGCAACAACAGCAAAUUCUGCAAUGUCUGCAACAACAGAACCCUGCCACGCUUACGCAAACACAACAAACCACGCUGCAACAACUCCAACAGCAAUAUAGACUUAUGCAACAACACCAACAACAGAUGCGUAAUCGACAAGGACAACAACCGCCAAGUAGUCAAAACCAACGUCCGCAUAACAGUAAUCAGCAAUACAAACUACAUCAACCUUCGUUAACUGUUGGUCCUAAUAUGCCCGGAGGAGGACAAUCAGAUUUAGGUGUAUCAGAAGAAGAUAUCAAAGAUCUUUUAUCCCAUAAAGACCUGGCGACUGCCCUAGCGGAAAAUCUAUUGAAACACUUUGGUUCUGAUGAUAUCAAAGAAGAACCAUCGUUGGAUCCACUUUCUACAAAUGAAUUCUCCCCGAAUCAUCAUAAUGACUCUGAUAACAAACUAGAGUUGGAUGUGAAAGGAGUCAAGAGUAAGUCCAAGUCAAAGUCACCAACGCAGGAUAUCCUCGCGGUGAAAAACGAACUGCCAUGGGAGAUGGAAAGUUUAAAUUCAUCAGGGAAGCGACCAGAGUCCGAAUUCAAUAUCAACAUGGACGCGAAGAUGAUUAUUGAGCUGUGUAGAGGUGAAGGCAACAAAGGUGAGAUUAGUAAUUCGUUGAUUUCUGACCAUGCGCCACCUCCAGCUGCGCCUGAACCACCCCCACAGAAACUUAACCAACAACAAUUGCUACCACCUACUCCCUCGGUGUAUCUGGACAAUAAAAAACAUGCGUUUAGUCCACAAUUGCAGGAAUUCUGUCUGAAACACCCUAUUGCUGUUGUAAGGGGACUUGCAUCAGCACUUAAAUUAGAUUUAGGGUUGUUUUCUACUAAAACUUUAGUGGAAGCCAAUCCUGAUCAUUCUGUGGAAGUGCGCACACAGUACCAACAACCAUCGGAUGAGAAUUGGGACCCGCAAUCAGGUCGUAAGGUUUGGUCAUGCGUUUCACACCGAUCACAUACAACUAUUGCAAGAUACGCGCAAUACCAAGCGUCGAGUUUCAAAGAUUCGUUAAAAGCUGAAGGAGAUAAGACUUCCGGAAGUGGUUAUAACCUCUCAGACUCGGAUUCGAAGGAUUCCACGGGUUUUCAACGAAGAAAGAAGGGUUCCCUACCAACACCGCCUUCUAAUAAUGUCAAGAAUGCGAAUUCACCGAAAACUUUAAAGUUUGGCACGAAUGUCGACCUGUCCGAUGAGAGAAAAUGGCGCUCACAGUUACAAGAACUCAUGAAAUUACCAGCAUUCGCUAGGGUUGUCUCUGCGGGUAACAUGUUAUCACAUGUAGGGCAUGUUAUCCUCGGGAUGAAUACAGUACAAUUGUAUAUGAAAGUCCCAGGCAGUCGAACACCAGGACAUCAAGAGAACAAUAACUUUUGUUCGAUUAAUAUCAACAUUGGUCCCGGUGAUUGUGAAUGGUUUGCUGUACCAGAUGCGUAUUGGGGCGCUGUGUGUGCCCUGUGCGAUCAGAAUCAGAUAAAUUAUCUGCAUGGAUCAUGGUGGCCUGUGUUGGAUGACCUACACAAGAGUAAUAUACCGGUGUAUAGGUUUAUGCAACGGCCGGGGGAUUUAGUCUGGGUGAAUGCAGGUUGUGUGCAUUGGGUGCAAGCAGUUGGCUGGUGUAAUAAUAUUGCAUGGAAUGUUGGACCUUUGACAGCGAGACAGUAUAAUUUGGCUAUUGAGAGGUACGAAUGGAAUAAACUGCAGAGUUAUAAGUCUAUUGUGCCUAUGCUGCAUUUGUCGUGGAAUCUGGCGAGGAAUAUCAAGGUUUCUGAUCCGAAGUUGUUUGCGUUGAUAAAGAAAUGUUUGCUGAGGACUUUAAGGCAGUGUGCAAUGACACUAGAGUUUGCUCGAGGUAAAGGUGUUGAUGUAAAGUUCCAUGGCAGAGGGAAAAAUGAAGCUUCACAUUACUGCGGACAGUGUGAGAUUGAAGUUUUUAAUAUUCUGUUCAUCCGUGAGCAAGAAAAACGCCACGUUGUGCAUUGCAUGGACUGCGCACGUAAACAAUCCGCGAAUCUGGAAGGUUUUGUCUGCUUGGAGGAAUACAAACUGGAGGAGUUGAUGGAUGUCUACGAUAGUUUUGUCCUGCAUCCAGCUGUGCCAGCGUCCAACGAAGCCUACCGCCUUCCGUCAUAACUAAUCGACGUGGACGCCGCGUCCGACGCGGACUAAUUGUAGUUAAUUAACGGAUUCGAAAACAACACUGCCACCUGUAACUAAUGUACAACUGUAAAUUUAGAAUGAAUGUUUUGCUUUACGCGGACGGUUUUUCAGUGAUACUACGGUGUAAGAAGCAUAAGCAUGUAUAGAUAAAUAUUGUAAAAAAACUAAAAACGCUAAAAAUUGAAAACGUAUGAGCUAUGAUCUCAUAAAGAUAGUUUGUAAAUAUCACUGCCAGACGACAUUCGGUUCAGUUCAACCUUCAUGUUUGUGAUAUCACACCAAAUUCUUUGUCGUGCUGUACGUGCAGAGUGCCUUUGAACCUGCGGUCGCAUCUCAAAAUUUUCAAAUAUCGAAUAUUAAUGUAAUGAUCACAAAUUAUGAGGACGAGGGAAGAAAGAUAGUAGCGGAGAGAAAAUCGUAGUUGAUAGGGAAAUAUUUUCACAUCGUCAUGACCAACAUAUGUAAUUAUAAACACAUGUAAACAUUUAAGCACCAGGAUGAUGAGUGUGUGUAUGAUCACGGAAUAGUAAUUAAUUUUUAGACUUUUGUUGGAUUUCUUUUGCAUGUCAAAUGUUCAUAAUUUGUAAGUCGACGCGAAGACUUGUGUAAUGUAACGAUUUAUUGUGCUAAGUAAUAUUGUAUGACUUGUAUUUAUGAUUGAAAUCAGUAUAUUCGCAACGAUUAGUACUUUCA
This is a messenger RNA of Dalotia coriaria, 4570 nucleotides long. RefSeq names its product Utx histone demethylase (gene Utx). Lineage: Eukaryota; Metazoa; Arthropoda; Insecta; Coleoptera; Staphylinidae. The transcript is spliced from 11 exons. The record is from RefSeq and is a predicted model, not a curated record. Gene Ontology annotation, cellular component: MLL3/4 complex. Gene Ontology annotation, molecular function: histone H3K27me2/H3K27me3 demethylase activity; chromatin DNA binding; protein binding. The coding region runs from base 104 to 3850 and encodes 1248 amino acids. Gene Ontology annotation, biological process: regulation of gene expression.